Messenger RNA from Cygnus olor (mute swan), 2398 nucleotides. RefSeq names its product INSM transcriptional repressor 2 (gene INSM2). NCBI's taxonomy places the organism in Eukaryota, Metazoa, Chordata, Aves, Anseriformes, Anatidae. Gene Ontology annotation, biological process: negative regulation of transcription by RNA polymerase II; regulation of cell cycle process; neuron differentiation. Gene Ontology annotation, cellular component: transcription repressor complex; nucleus. The record is from RefSeq and is a predicted model, not a curated record. The annotation marks the transcript as partial. Gene Ontology annotation, molecular function: RNA polymerase II cis-regulatory region sequence-specific DNA binding; DNA-binding transcription repressor activity, RNA polymerase II-specific. The transcript is spliced from 2 exons.
GCCCCGCCGCCGCCCGCCCCGCAGCCGCCGCCGCCGGGCCCGGCGCUGAAGCGGCCGUCGAGGGCCAAGGCGCCCGGCAAGAAGGCGAAGGCCACGCGGAAGCUGAGCUUCGCCGACGAGGUGACCACCUCGCCCGUGCUGGGGCUGCGCAUCAAGGAGGAGGGCCCCGAGGGGCGGCCGGGGCCGGGGCCGCCGCCGUCGGGGGGGCGCACGCCGCUGGGCGAGUUCAUCUGCCAGCUGUGCAAGGAGCACUACGCCGACCCGCUGGCGCUGGCCCAGCACCGCUGCUCCCGCAUCGUGCGCGUCGAGUACCGCUGCCCCGAGUGCCACAAGAUCUUCAGCUGCCCCGCCAACCUUGCCUCGCACCGCCGCUGGCACAAGCCGCGGCCCGGCCCCAGCGCCGACGGCUCUGCCGCCGCCGCCGCCCACCGCGGCGGCGCGGACAGCGCCGGCGGAGCCCCGGCCUCUGCCCCCGGCGCCCCCGGCCCCGGCCCCGUCGGGGAGGCGUUCGCCUGCCCCUGCUGCCAGAAGCGCUUCCGACGGCAGGCCUACCUCCGCAAGCACCUGGGCACCCACGGCGCGGCGCGGCCAGCCGCCUUCGGGCCGCCGGAGCGCGGGCAGCUCGCCUUCGCCUGCCACCUCUGCGGCGCCCGCUUCCCCUCGGCGGACAUCAGGGACAAGCACCGGCUGUGGCACGCCGUGCGGGAGGAGCUGCUGCUGCCGCCGCCGCCGCCGCCUCCAGCCGCCGGGCAGCCCGAGGGCGGCGGGGCGGCGGCGGCGGGGGGCGGCGAGCGGCAGGGCUUCCCCUGCAAGCACUGCCCCGCCACCUUCUUCAGCGCGCCGGGGCUGGCGCGGCACGCCACCAAGUGCCACCCGCCCGAGGGCAGGCAGGUCCUGCUGCUCCAGGUGCCCGUCCGGCCGGGCUGCUAGCCCCCGCGGCCGCCCCCGAUGGGACCCCAUCGCCCGACGGCCCGGGCGAGCGCCGAGCGAGUCCCGUCCACGCUGUAAUUCCUAUGGAAAGUCGCGCUGGGUGCGCACACGGCCACCGAGGCAAAGCCGCCUGCGGACCCCCCUGUGCCCUCCGCCCCGUCCCCUCCGGGCUGCCCCGGGGCGCUGGGGGGCGGCGGGUGCCCGCUGAAGUCCAGCUGUACAUAGGAUAUUUAAAGAGAGGAAUUAUUAUUAUUAUUUUUCGUGAGAAAAGGCGCCUGACCUAGUUACCUUGUUUUCAUAGCCUUCCCCCCCACCCCAAGCUCGAACAUUUAAGUUCUCGUGCAGUGUUUCGUUUGCUGUACUCUGUGCUAAAAUAGUCGCGAAGGUAAAUGUUCUUGCUAAGUCGGUGUCAGCUCUGUAAUAGCUAGCGAAACAUGCGGGAACCCGGUCGUGCUGUCCGCUUACCGAAGGCGAGGCGCCCUGCCCCAGCUAGGUGCGCGCCCCUUGCUUCCCACGCGAGUUUUUGGGGGCCCUGCGGGCGGCCCCGGCCCCUCGGGGGGUGCCCCGCGGCCGGGGGGACCCCGGGGCGCCGCUCCCCGGCCCGGCCAAGCCGCCCUCUGCGUUUUUCCCCCGGCUUCAGCGGCAGCCCGGCCCAGCGCUUUGCAAUUCUGUGCACCUUGCCAGCUACGGACCUUUCAGGCCUUAUUUAUUUGGUCGUCUGUUUAUUUAUUUUCACGCGGGAGUGCUCGUUCCAAAUGCGAUAGCGGGUGAGGCCAAAAAGGACGAGCGAAUUCAAUAAACGAUUUAAAACGAAGCUAACGCCUUUCUUGAAUUCAGCAGGGGAAAAGCGGGUCGCUUGGUGGUUCCCGAAGAAACAAACUGAUCCCAGCCCCAACCUUUGUUAGAGCACGCAGAAUAUUGCUAUCUUUUCAUUAGCAUCCUCUAAUGCAGCUAUUUCUCUAGUUUUAUAUUUUGUUACACCCAACAAAAGGCUCGCGUACAUCAUGCCCGAAGGCCGAAAGCAAGCGAUAGCGUUUUAUUUCAAAUGUGCUCCGUCGACUUUCUGGUGUUGGUUGCAGGACCUGGGAAAUAUGAAUAAGUGCGGUAUAACCUGCAGCUGCCAACGCUUGCUGCCUGGCGGAGGCUUAAACUUGGAGCUUGCUAUUCUCCCCCACCAGAAAUAAAGCAUGUCAUUUUAAGUAGGGCGUUUUUCAAUCAUUCGCCGGUAACCGAGGCGCAGAUAGCAGUGCCCGUUUAUGCCGUUCACCGAGUUCUCCCAUGGAGAAGGUCACUGUGCUUUUUUAAAUCAUUACCCUCCCGUCUCUGCUCGUACGGUCAAAGAAACAGGGCUACAGAAGGCAUUUACCAGAGCUGGGGACAAGUGUCCGAUACGGCGUCCUUGCAGCGGACGGGGAGAGCUCCCAAGAACUAGUUGACACGCCAAGCUUUUAAUAUGAAUGACAACUAA